Molecule: messenger RNA, 1136 nt
Organism: Cladocopium goreaui
Lineage: Eukaryota; Dinophyceae; Suessiales; Symbiodiniaceae
Source: the annotation of a GenBank genome assembly
CCAGCGUCCACAUUUCACGCCCUCCUGUGAACUGCACGAAGAUUUGCAACGCAAUGGAGGCGCCCAAACAAGACUCUAUGACGCCUUGGUGGAAAGGUACGAAAUAUGACUUUCCGAAAAAGACCCCUGCUUGGUUCGCGGAUGGCAUUCCUUGGGAUACAUUUCAGGAAGGAAAACCGCCCAUGGUCUACGAUCCUCCACAGUGGGUUCCCGGCUAUCUCCCUCAUUGCGCUCAGCAGUGCAACUUUUGGUCAUAUCGUUCCCCUUGGUGCGUGGUCCCCUGCAAUUGCAUGGCCUGUUGUCAGUGCUGCUGCAUCAAAGACUCGGAAAUUGUCUCCGUGGAUACUCCAGAUGAAUGGAUGACGAAGAUGAUCACCAGCGGGGCCAACGAGAAGACUCCGGAAUGGAUGAAUGGAAUCUUUUGGCUUUGCGACAACAACGCGCCAUCAGAGACACUCUUUACCUUCCAAAGUGCAGAUUGGGCCGAAGGCUCAAAAGUGGCUCAGAAGAAAUACUAUCACAACUUUGGCGUUCCAGCCAACUGCUUUGGUUGUAUUACGAUGUUCGGAGCCGCACUCACGGAUUCCACACUUCGUUUGGAAUUGUCGCCCAACGACAAGUGGAUCAACCUCUAUGGCGCGGGGCCAGGGUGGAUCUACGUGGGCCAACCGGAGGAUACCUUUGAAUGCAAAAAUGCGGCUGUGGAUGUGUACGGCGAAAGCUUCAAACCCGUGACGGACCUCAACGAGAUGCUACGUGUGAGCCACAACGACGAGACGCUGCCAUUGUCGGAGCCCAACUACCAGUAUCGAGUGCGUAAAGUGGCAUAUAUGGACAGCUAUGGCAAGUUGGUGAAAACUGAGGCCUGGGAUGAAUUUGUGAAGCGAGCAAAGGUGCCAUUUGCACCCGGAACAGAGCCGAACUGCUGUGGCUAUUGCUUUUGCUGCCGUUCAAAGGAGGACCUGGCCUUGGGGCGCUAUCCUCACACCAACACCAAGUUGAUUGUGAAGUAUGCACCGAGCACCAAGUCGACCGCGCCAGCUCAGACCAUUGGAGCCCAGCAGUAGUCACAUGACGCCACGUUGACGUUGCACUUGGGGAUUUUUAUGGAGUAUACUGAUUACCCUCUGGUAAAC